Messenger RNA from Ictalurus furcatus (blue catfish), 2156 nucleotides. RefSeq lists its product as uncharacterized. Gene Ontology annotation, molecular function: nucleic acid binding; zinc ion binding. The record is from RefSeq and is a predicted model, not a curated record. The transcript is spliced from 4 exons. NCBI's taxonomy places the organism in Eukaryota, Metazoa, Chordata, Actinopteri, Siluriformes, Ictaluridae. Bases 1 to 2079 code for a protein of 692 amino acids.
AUGGGCAUUGGGCGCCCAGCAGCGGGCACCUCGGAUUGGGAACAUGUCAUCCUGGAACAAAACCGCACGCUAGCGGUGUACCGGGAUGAGAUAUCCGCGUUUCGUGCCGAAGUCUCGCGACUGAGCCUUUCCGCAUCUACCAACGCCACGCCCCCGGCCCUCGCGUCACCACCGCUGACCUCCCCAGCGCAUGUUCAGCCGACACCAGCUGCGCACAUUCCAGCGCCGGCUGUUCACACACGAUGCAAGGGCUUCAUGUUACAAUGUGCGCUGUUCUUCGAGAGUCACCCAGAGAUGCCUGAGGUCCGUAAGUUGACCCAUUUUAUGGAAUCACUCUCCGGAACAGCCUUGGCGUGGGCCACGGCUGAGUGGGAGCGAGGAGGUGGUGUCAGACCCUCAUUAGAUGACUUCCUUGCCCGGUUCCAACGCCCCUUUGAUCAUUCUCCUGAUGGCUGGGAGACUGGUGAUGAGCUCAUGCAACUCAAACAGGGCUCUUGUACUGCAAGAGAGUAUGCGCUAGAGUUUCGCACUAUCGCUGCCCGAAGUGGCUGGAACGAACCAGCCCUUAAGACCGCGUUCCGCCGUGGCCUCGAUCCGGAGUUACUGCAUGAGUUGGCCUGUCGGGGUGAACAGCUAACUUUUGAUGACCUCGUGGAUCUGACCAUAAGGCUGGAUCGUCUGCGCCGUACCAACCGUCCCAUACCGCACGGUUUACUGCCAGCUGAGCCGGGCGCAGCAAGCGAACCCAUGCAGCUCGGAGGGGCACGGUCCCGCGAGGAGGAGAGGGAGAGAAGACGCGAUGAGUUCUGGUGCUUCUACUGCGGUGAGGACACCCACGUCGUCCGCCAAUGCCCGCACAGGAGGCGCCGAGGGAACGGGAGGCGCACUGACAAUCCACCUUGUCAUGCCCGGGUGAGUCCUAACCAGUCUUCACUCAUCGACUCCGGAGCAGCGGAGAACUUCAUAGAUGAGAAGACGACGCCGGAGCUCGGCCUUUCCAUACGUCCCCUCCUCCGUCCUCGGGCCCCACGGUCCCUUUGGCCACUCACUGUGGAGAGUCCCCUGUCGCCUGCCUCAGUUAAAAUUCCCCCCGAGUACCAUGACCUCCAUGAGGUGUUCAGCAAGGAGAGGGCCAGUUGUCUCCCACCUCACAGGCCCUACGACUGUGCCAUUGACCUCCUCCCCGGGGCCAGCCUACCUUGGGGCCGUGUUUACCCGCUCUCCCAAGCGGAGCAGCAGGCCAUGGAGGAGUACAUUCAGGAGGCUCUCCGGCAGGGGUACAUCCGACCGUCCACAUCCCCUGUGUCUGCCGGGUUCUUCUUUGUGGAGAAGAAAGGAGGGGGCCUCCGACCAUGCAUUGAUUAUUGGGCCCUUAACCAAGUGAUCGUUAAGUACCGAUAUCUGCUGCCUCUCGUCACCUCAGCCUUGGAACAGUUACGGUCCGCCACCCUCUUCACUAAGCUGGACCUCCGCAGCGCUUAUAACUUAAUUCGUAUUAGGGAGGGGGACGAGUGGAAAACUGCCUUCAGCACCACCUCUGGACAUUAUGAGUACCUGGUCAUGCCGUAUGGGCUCACUAACGCCCCCUCUGUGUUCCAGAACCUGAUCAACGACGCUCUGAGGGACAUGCUAGGAAGGUAUGUCAUCGCCUACAUAGAUGACAUCCUGAUUUAUUCGACCUCCCUGGAGGAACAUGUCCAGCAUGUCCGGCACGUACUGCAACGCCUCCUGCAGUACCAGCUGUACGUAAAGGCCGAGAAGUGCGAAUUCCACCAGCACACAAUCUCUUUCUUGGGGUAUGUCAUUAGCCCAAGGGGGGUCGCCAUGGACCAGCGUAAGAUUCAGGCGGUCGUGGAGUGGCCCACUCCGCGAACCGUCAGGGAGUUGCAGCGUUUCCUUGGCUUUGCAAAUUUUUACCGAAGAUUCAUUAGAGACUUCAGUAAAGUAGCGCAACCCCUGACGUCGCUCCUGAGAGGUAAGCCCAGGCGACUGCUGUGGACCCCAGUUGCCCAGGAGGCUCUGGAGAGACUUAAGCGGGCUUUCACCACGGCUCCACAUUCUGGACGCAGGCCUGCGUAAGGACUUCCAUGCGGCUCAUCCAGACAAACCGGCCCCCCGGAUGGGGGGGGCCUCGGGGAACUUCAGCUCCCGGAGUG